GCGACGGUGUCUGAAGAGACUCGGCGCGUGGUGCCAACGCUGGCCUCCCGGCUUGGAAGCUGCUAGAAGACCAGACGCUGUCCGCUUUCCCUUGGUGGUCCACCCACACCUAGUCCCGCCUGGAGAUGGCAGACGAUCUUGGAGACGAGUGGUGGGAGAACCAGCCUGCAGGAGCAGCCAGCAGCCCAGAACUUACAGAGAAAGGACAUGUUUGGGAACCAAGAAGAAUUGUGCCAUGCUGUAUGUACCACACAGUAGGAGGAGUCCCAGGAGAUAAGUGGCGAACAAUGAGUAAGUUGUCUCACUGGGGUGACAUUUCAUUUGAUGGAAUUUUCCAUUUGGCAUCAGAUGGUGAAGGAAGAGGAGACACAGAAAUGAUGCAGCAGGAGACAGCUCCAGUUCCUGCCCUGUCAAAGAAAACCAAACAGCCUAAAGAAUGUUUCUUAGUACAACCAAAGGAAGCAAAAGAAGAUGCCACCAAGACAAGGAAGAGAAGAAAGAAGAAGAUUACUGAUGUUCUUGCAAAAUCAGAGCCAAAACCAGGGACUCCUGAAGACCUACAGAAGCUGAUGAAGGACUAUUAUAGCAGCAAUCGCUCAGUGAUUGAGUUAGAGGAACUAAACCUACCAGACUCCUGUUUCCUCAAGGCCAAUGAUUUGACUCAUAGUCUUUCAUCAUACCUAAAAGAAAUCUGCCCUAAGUGGGUAAAACUUCGGAAAAAUCAUAAUGAGAAGAAAUCGGUCCUGAUGCUGAUCAUCUGCAGCUCUGCCCUCCGGGCCCUGGAGCUUAUUAGGUCAAUGACAGCAUUCAGAGGAGACAGCAAAGUUAUGAAAUUAUUUGCAAAACACAUAAAGGUCCAGGAGCAGGUAAAGUUGCUGGAGAAGCGUGUUGUGCACCUGGGUGUAGGAACUCCAGGAAGAAUUAAAGAACUCAUUAAACAAGGUGGCCUUAAUUUGAACCCCUUAAAAUUUCUGGUUUUUGACUGGAACUGGAGAGAUCAGAAGUUGAGGAGGAUGAUGGACAUUCCCGAGAUAAGAAAGGAGGUUUUUGAACUUCUGGAAAUGGGAGUCCUCAGUCUGUGCAAGUCAGAAUCUUUGAAGCUGGGCCUUUUCUAAGUCUGGGUCCUAUGAAAAUUCCAGUUUUUAUGGGAUUUGCAUCUCGUUUAAUAGCUCUGGAAUAUUGCAAGCACUCAGUAAAUAUCAGCUAUUGUUUUAUUAUGUUAACUGCAUCACCAGAUGAAUCACUAGAAAUUUUUGAUGGAGAUUCUUUGACAAAACUGAAGCUGUCCUUUGCCAACCUCUCUGUAUAAUAAAGUAUCACCAGCUUG
Prionailurus viverrinus (fishing cat) is the source of this 1327-nucleotide messenger RNA. RefSeq names its product cms1 ribosomal small subunit homolog (gene CMSS1). Bases 126 to 1115 code for a protein of 329 amino acids. Gene Ontology annotation, cellular component: nucleus; 90S preribosome. The record is from RefSeq and is a predicted model, not a curated record. NCBI's taxonomy places the organism in Eukaryota, Metazoa, Chordata, Mammalia, Carnivora, Felidae. The transcript is spliced from 12 exons.